Molecule: messenger RNA, 181 nt
Organism: Scutellospora calospora
Lineage: Eukaryota; Fungi; Glomeromycota; Glomeromycetes; Diversisporales; Gigasporaceae
Source: the annotation of a GenBank genome assembly
CAUGAGCUUGCUUAAACAUUCCGCAAAGGCGAAGGCGAAAGGGCUGAACAUUCUUAUUACAGAACCCACUGAAGCGUUGAGGAAGUUGAGUAUAUUUGUAGAGGAAAAAAUAGAUGAAAGGGAGGAGGAGACGCUAGCGGAAUGUUUAAGCAAGCUCAUGCUUGAGCAGGACGAGAUCUAA